Messenger RNA from Phyllostomus hastatus (greater spear-nosed bat), 1061 nucleotides. RefSeq names its product phosphoserine phosphatase (gene PSPH). Gene Ontology annotation, cellular component: cytoplasm. Lineage: Eukaryota; Metazoa; Chordata; Mammalia; Chiroptera; Phyllostomidae. Gene Ontology annotation, molecular function: magnesium ion binding; L-phosphoserine phosphatase activity. The coding region runs from base 1 to 678 and encodes 225 amino acids. The record is from RefSeq and is a predicted model, not a curated record. Gene Ontology annotation, biological process: L-serine biosynthetic process; dephosphorylation. The transcript has 5 exons.
AUGGUCUCCCACUCAGAGUUGAGGAAAGUCUUCUGCUCAGCAGAUGCAGUCUGCUUUGACGUCGACAGCACAGUCAUCAGAGAAGAAGGCAUCGAUGAGCUGGCCAAGAUCUGUGGAGUUGAGGACGCUGUGUCAGAAAUGACAAAGCGAGCCAUGGGUGGGGCAGUGCCUUUCAAGGCUGCCCUCACAGAGCGCCUAGCGCUGAUCCAGCCCUCCAGGGAACAGGUACAGAGGCUCAUCGCAGAGCACCCUCCACACCUGACACCUGGCAUAAGGGAACUAGUAAGUCACCUACAAGAGAGAAAUGUUCAGGUUUUCCUAAUAUCUGGUGGCUUUCGGAGCAUUGUAGAACAUGUCGCUUCAAAACUUAAUAUCCCAUCAACCAAUGUAUUUGCCAAUAGGCUGAAAUUCUACUUUAAUGGUGAAUAUGCAGGUUUUGAUGAGAUGCAGCCAACAGCUGAAUCUGGUGGGAAAGGCAAAGUUAUUAAACUUUUAAAGGAAAAGUUUCAUUUUAAGAAAAUAAUCAUGAUUGGAGAUGGAGCCACAGACAUGGAAGCCUGUCCCCCUGCCGAUGCUUUCAUUGGAUUUGGAGGAAAUGUGAUCAGACAACAAGUAAAGGACAACGCAGAAUGGUACAUCACUGAUUUUGUAGAGCUUUUGGGAGAACUGGAAGAAUAAUCAAUUUUUAUAUAGUUCACAACUUCGUAUUUUUAAAAGUUAUGCAGUUUUGUACUGUUUGCUUAAAAUUGCCUAUUACAACUUAAUGGAUAAAUUUGGUACCGAUUAUCUGUACUUCCAAAUAAACUAUAAUUAGGGCUUUUAGAAAGUUGCUUUAAAAAACAAAACAAAACAGAACUAUAGUUCCAGUAUUAUGACCAUCAAUUACCUGGAGAGUUUUAUAAUCUGAAUUCAUUAUUCCUAUCUUUAUUUUAUUUGAAGCUUUUUUAAAGGCGGAGAGUAAAUUACCAUAAACACCUUCCCUAUUGAAAAUAUGAUUAGGCAGUGAAUAUUAGUUUUCCCUUUGGUAUACAAAUAAAAGUUUAUCCAUAUAUUAGAAAGAA